AUGAAAUCGGGUUAUAGGCAAAAUGACAAUACAGAAGUGAAGAAUACUUUUCAGGUGCUAGAAGAAGAGGAAGAGAUGGGUGAAAUAGGGAAAGUUGAUUUUGUUGGGCUUCUCAAAACAAGAGUUAAGGCUCCGAAACUUGGAGCCUUAUACUUGAAUGUUUUUGCAAAUUGGUGCUUCUCAUCUAAUAUAGCAUGGCAUGCAGGAGGCAAGAUUGUCAUUGCCUGGAAUCCAGGAAGAUUCAAUGUUGACAUCCUCAAAUGUACUAGCCAACUAAUGCAUUUGAAGUUGACAACAAUUGAAGGGUUUGAUAGUCUGGUGACUGUGGUUUAUGCUUCAAACAACCGAAAUGAAAGGAAAGUACUAUGGAGGGAUUUGUGUGAGCUGAAAACGAAUGAGCAUUGGCUUUGGAUGGGAGACUUCAAUGAUAUUCUUGCCAAAGAUGAGAGGAUCGGCCAGAGGGUCAAAACUCAUCUUGAUACAGAAUUUUUACAAUGUGUGAAUGAAUGUCAAGUGGAAGAUGUCAAAGCAAGUGGAAGUUUUUAUACAUGGUCAAAUAAGCAACAUGGAGAUGAUAGAAUUUAUUCAAAGAUCGACAGAAUUAUGGCCAAUCAAACAUGGAUCAAUAAAUAUGAAUCUGCUGAAGCUGUAUUUCUCAAUGAAGGUAUUUUUGAUCACACACCUAGCUUAUUGACUUUAUACCCUAAUGUAAUUUGUGGGAAAAAGCCAUGCAAAUAUUUCAAGAUGUGGAAGUCACACCCUAGAUAUGAAUCUGAUCUGAGGGAGAUAUGGAGGCAAUCAGUUAAUGGCCCUAAAAUGUUUCAGGUUGUGACAAAGAUGAAACAGUUCAAAGUGAGACUUAAAGAAAUAAAUAAAGAGGGAUUUAUGGAUUUGCAGACCUCGAUAACUAGAGCUAAAAUCAAUCUAGACUGCAUUCAGAACCAGCUUCAAAAAAGCCCACUGGACAGCAACUUGCACAUGUUAGAGAAAGAAGCCCGAGGAAAAAUGAUUAAAGUUCAAGGAGAUUAUAACUCAUUCUUGCAGCAGAAGUCCAAAGUUGAUUGGAUAUAG
Molecule: messenger RNA, 1071 nt
Organism: Cannabis sativa
Lineage: Eukaryota; Viridiplantae; Streptophyta; Magnoliopsida; Rosales; Cannabaceae
Exons: 2
Coding region: 1-1071 (356 amino acids)
Source: RefSeq, a predicted model, not a curated record